CACGCUCCUUCAUCAUUCGACCAUGAAUGCGCAACCCAAGUCGGGCGUGGCCCUGGCUGCCCGCUACGCGAUCCCCUUUGUUCUUCUGCUGAUCCCUCUUUGGAUGGCCAAGAUCAAUGCCGUCGUUCCCGAACCGUAUCUAGACGAGGCCUUCCAUGUCCCCCAGGCCCAGGCCUACUGGGCUCAUAAAUGGACGCAUUGGGAUCCCAAGAUCACCACUCCUCCGGGAUUGUAUCUCUGGUCCUAUGUGCUGUGUGUGAUUGCGCUCUUCCUGCGCGGUUCCCCCACGGAGCUCACCCCGGAUGCUCUGCGUGCGACCAACGUGGCCGCCACCGCCGUGGCUCUGCCGUUGCGAUUGCAGACCCUGUUGGAUCGGCUGCGCAGGACACGCAACACUCGCCCUUCUGGCGCGUGGCUGAGUCAUACCGUUUUGAACAUCUGCCUCUUUCCCCCGCUGUUCUUUUUCUCCGGCUUGUACUACACCGAUAUCUUGGCGUUGUUGGUGGUCAUUGAAGCAUACAACUGGGAUCUGAAGCGGUCGCAAGGUGCGUUUGCGCCGCUGCAGACGCUGGUAUUUAUUGUGCUGGGAUUGGCGACGCUGGCCUUCCGACAGACCAACAUCUUCUGGGUGGCAAUCUUCCUGGGCGGGUUGCAGGUCGUGCGGCGGUUACGGCUGUCGUCUAAAAGAUGCGAAUCGUCGGGCUUUGCGGACGUUGCGAAGGCGGGGUGGACGAAUCAGCUGUAUGAUCCGUUUGUGUCGGAGGCUUCGAUUGCAGACUACUUCAAAACGGCUGUUUCGCUGGUGCUGGUUGCUGUGAACAACCUGGGCUCGGUGAUCGGCUCGGCUCUUCCGUAUUUGAUUAUACUGGCUGGAUUUGGCGGAUUCGUGCUGUGGAACGAUGGUGUGGUUUUGGGACACAAGGAGUUCCACACGGCUGGCUUGCAUCUGCCUCAGAUGCUUUACAUCUGGCCCUACUUCGUGUUCUUUUCCUGGCCCCUCCUCCUCUCGCCGGUCGUCAAUCUGGUUCUUCCCAAGUCGCUUCUGCCAAAGUUCCUCGACUUUGGCUUUCCGAAGAAACAGAAGGGCCUUCCUAAGCUGCUGACAGCGCUUGUGGUUCUUCCAAUUAUGCUGGCUGUGGUCCAUUUCAACACCAUUGUGCAUCCCUUCACACUGGCCGACAACCGGCACUAUGUUUUCUACGUCUUCCGCAUUCUGCUGCGCACGCACCCUGCUAUCAAGUACGCCGCGGUGGUGGUGUACUUCCUCUGCGCGUGGAUGGUCAUUUCGGCUUUCGGAUUCUCGACCGUUGCAGCUGUCCCCCAGUUGAUGCGUGUUCCGCAGACUGGUCCCCAGCCCGUCCCAGUGCCGCAGAAGCCGGACCAGAAGCCGGAUCAGAAGAAGGCCGAGCGUCGGAAGACCAAGAAAACUGCGCAAUCCCAGCCCAAGCCCGAGCCGAUCCCGUUCCAGUCGUUUGCCCGGAUCCAGGAGCACAUUGCGCAGCGACAGAAGCAGCACCAGGGCGCGCCGCAGGUGAGCUUUGUGCUCGUGUGGCUUGCAGCCACGGCGCUGUCGUUGAUCACGGCGCCGCUUGUGGAGCCGCGGUACUUUAUCAUCCCGUGGGUGAUGUGGCGUCUGCAUCUGCCGCCGCUGCCAACGCCGGUGGUGCACCGGCAGCGGGCUCGCGAUGCGGCUGAGGAGCUUAACGCGAAGGUGGCGACGAAUAUGGCUUUGUUCCUGGAGACGUAUUGGUUCCUGGUGAUCAAUGCGGUGACGGGGUACAUUUUCUUGUACUGCGGGUUUGAAUGGCCUCAGGAACCGGGGAAGGUGCAGCGAUUCAUGUGGUGAUGAUACUGUAGUGUAGUGUAUGUAUAUUAGUGUAUAGUAGAUUUAGAUUGUCGGUGUAUAAUAGUCAAUGUAUAGUAGAUUUA
Molecule: messenger RNA, 1929 nt
Organism: Aspergillus sclerotioniger CBS 115572
Lineage: Eukaryota; Fungi; Ascomycota; Eurotiomycetes; Eurotiales; Aspergillaceae
Gene: alg10
Product: dolichyl-P-Glc:Glc(2)Man(9)GlcNAc(2)-PP-dolichol alpha-1,2- glucosyltransferase
Exons: 3
Coding region: 23-1846 (607 amino acids)
Biological process (GO): dolichol-linked oligosaccharide biosynthetic process; protein N-linked glycosylation
Cellular component (GO): endoplasmic reticulum
Molecular function (GO): dolichyl pyrophosphate Glc2Man9GlcNAc2 alpha-1,2-glucosyltransferase activity
Source: RefSeq, a predicted model, not a curated record